This is a messenger RNA of Scomber scombrus (Atlantic mackerel), 2043 nucleotides long. RefSeq lists its product as uncharacterized. NCBI's taxonomy places the organism in Eukaryota, Metazoa, Chordata, Actinopteri, Scombriformes, Scombridae. Gene Ontology annotation, cellular component: membrane. The coding region runs from base 1 to 1557 and encodes 518 amino acids. Gene Ontology annotation, biological process: endodermal cell differentiation. The transcript has 10 exons. The record is from RefSeq and is a predicted model, not a curated record.
AUGGAUCACCUGCUGAUGCUGUUGCUGCUGCUGUGGAGCUCAGGACUCCAGACUGAAGGUUCUCAGUGUGACAGUAAGGCCGACAUCGUGAUGUUGGUAGACGGAUCUUGGAGCAUUGGUAGAUUAAACUUUCAGACCUUAAGGUCCUUUCUGAGAAAGAUAGUCAACAUCGUCGACAUCGGCCCUGACAAAGUCCAGAUUGGUCUGGUUCAGUUCAGUGGAGACCCAAAGACCGAAUGGGAGCUGAACACCCACCAGACUAAUCAAUCCCUGCUGGAGGCCAUAACCAAACUGCCAUACAAAGGAGGAAACACCAUGACAGGAAUCGCUCUGCAGCUCGUCCUCCAUUACAACUUUAAACCCAAUGUGGGAAUGCGUGCAGACUCACAAAAAAUCAUUAUCCUGAUUACUGAUGGAAAAUCUCAGGACAACGUAUCCCUUGCAUCAGAUCACCUGAGAGACAGCGGCAUUGAGAUCUACGCUAUUGGUGUUAAGGAUGCUGACAAGUCACAGCUGUUGGAAAUCACAGCAAAUCCUGCACAUGUGUACAUGGUCGAUGACUUCAAUGGACUCGAGCGCAUUGUGAAUGACCUCAUCAUAAACAUCUGUGCCAACAGCAGCUUAGAUCACCUCGAGGAUCCUCCACAGUUAUCACAAGAUCCUGGCGCACAUCAUGUGGAGUUCUUAAAGCAGCCAUCAGUAAAAGAAACUCCCACCUACACUGAUCUAGCUUCACCAUUGCUCACACCGCUGCUGGCAAAGCUUGCCUCCACCUUCCUGGUUCAGGGUCCCGUCAUGGCUCUAGGGUCAAUCUACUCUGUCAGGCUGGUGAAUGGGACUAGUCUGUGUUCAGGCAGACUGGAGGUGAAGUCUGAGCAGUCGUGGUCCUCAGUGUGUGAAGCUGACUUUGACCAGCAGGAUGCAGAGGUGGUCUGUAGGGAUCUUGGCUGUGGGGCUCCUUUAGUCCUCCAGGGGGCGCUCUAUGGAGAAGUGGAGGCUCCAAUGUGGACCGAAAAGUUCCAGUGUGGAGGCAAUGAGUCUGCUCUCCUGGACUGUGAACGAUCCAACUCAACUAUAAGAACCUGCUCACCUGGUAAAGCUGUUGGACUCACCUGCUCAGAGCCUUACAGGUUGGUGGGAGGAGCCAGUCGCUGUGCAGGUAGACUGGAGGUGAAACGAACAGCGUGGAGACCAGUGGAUGACUCUGACUGGACCCUGAAGGAAGCAGCAGUAGCCUGCUCAGAUCUGGACUGUGGCUCUGCUGUUUCAACAAGAAGCAGAAAUAAUUCCUUAGAUAGAUCUGUAUGGUGGAUCAGUUCUGACUGUGUUCAGUCUGGAUAUGCACUGAGGGAAUGUGCAUCAUCAGAUUCCUCUUCCUCCAUCUUGGAGAUCAUCUGCUCAGGUAAGUCCAUCAUGAUGCAGAUCUGUGUUGUCAUGUCUCUCCAGGCCAGCAGGGGGCAGAAGUCAGACCCACAGGAGAACGUUGAGAUGGAUUAUUGUAACCUCGGUGUUUCCAGAGAGCCGGCUGAAGAGGAAGGAGCUCAGGGAGCAGAGUAGGACCUCUGAGGACAAACACAAACCCUCUGAAGAAGAAAAUCAUCACCAGCACCAACGCUCCAAAACAGGAAGUAGUGAGACCUUUAUUAAGCCCACUAGAAGAAGAGAGGAGGAGAGAAAGGAGAUCUGAUUGGACCAUUUGUAACAUAAUUAUCUGUUUAUAAUUAUAUUUAGUCAUCAUUAAUCUCUCAUAUGAACAGCUGUAACUUUUAACUUACAGAUUUUCAUGAAUCCAGAGUUUUAUGGUCUCAUCUGGAUAAAUGUUGAGUCAAGAACUCAUUUAAAAAUCAGUCCAGAUGUUUGAUGAGUUUAUAUAUUUUUACUUCACUGCCUUUAAUAGACUAUAUACUUAUUAUUCAGCUCAAAUGUGUUAUUGCUAUUUUUAAAGUAUUCAGUUUUUUAGUUAUAUAAACUGAGUAAAAGGAAAACCUCAGGGAAAUCAAAUGUUUUGUCUUUGUUUUGCUGUUUUCAGAGAAAGAAAUAUGA